Messenger RNA from Diutina rugosa, 1524 nucleotides. RefSeq lists its product as uncharacterized. Gene Ontology annotation, cellular component: small-subunit processome; nucleolus; 90S preribosome. The record is from RefSeq and is a predicted model, not a curated record. Lineage: Eukaryota; Fungi; Ascomycota; Pichiomycetes; Serinales; Debaryomycetaceae. The transcript has a single exon. Gene Ontology annotation, molecular function: protein binding. Gene Ontology annotation, biological process: maturation of SSU-rRNA from tricistronic rRNA transcript (SSU-rRNA, 5.8S rRNA, LSU-rRNA). The coding region runs from base 1 to 1524 and encodes 507 amino acids.
AUGUCCAAGUACGAACGUGAGCUCAAGGCCACGGCCACGGCCAAGGUCCGCAAACCACGUAAAGACCGCCGCAUCCAGGCGCAGAUCAAGCGGACGGAUGAACGCUACCAGGAGGCAGUGGAGCAGGCGGCGCUGACGGAGUUGUUGCUCGCCGAAGAAGCGGGUAUGCUCGAAGCCGAGGGGAUGGAGAAGACCUACCACUUCCAACAGCGGGACAUCGUCAAGGAGGUCGACUACCAGACCGCCACAAAGAAAUUCAACUUCAAAUUGACCGAGUUUGGCCCCUACUCGGUGGACUUUCUGAGAAACGGGCGCCACAUGUUGAUCGGGGGCCGCAAGGGGCACGUGGCGCUGAUGGACUGGCGGUUGGGCAAGCUUGGAUGUGAGUUACACUUGGGGGAAACCGUUAAUGCCAUCCACUAUCUCCAUAACAACCAGUACUUCGCUGCCGCCCAGAAGAAGUAUACCUUCAUCUACGACCAUCGAGGCACGGAAAUCCACCGGUUAAAGCACUUUACCGAGAUGACGCUCUUGGACUUCUUACCCUACCACUUCCUUUUGGUUGGUGCCGGCCACAGUGGGUGGCUUAAAUACUGCGAUACCCUGACGGGGGAGCUUGUCAGUGCUCAUCGCACCAAAUUGGGGCCGACCCAGCUGAUGAAACAGAACCCCUGGAACGCAGUGAUGCACUUGGGCCACGCUAAUGGGUCGGUGCUGUUGUGGCUGCCGUCGAUGCUGACCCCGUUAGCCAAGAUUCAGUGCUCCCGAGGCCCCGUAAGAGAUUUGGCGAUUGACCGUGAGGGGAAAUAUAUGGUGGUGGCCGGGGCCGAUAAGCUGAUUCGGGUGUGGGACUUGCGCAAAUACCAAGAAUUAAACUACUACCAUACUCCGACACCGGCACAGCUGGUGGAUAUCUCUGACAGAGGGUUAGUGCUGGUGGCCUGGAACACUCACGUGACGGUGUGGAAGGACUUAUUUCUGACGGAAAAGCAAUGGGAACCUUAUAUGAAACACUUGGUACCCGGCAGCCGCGUGGAAAACACCCAGUUUGUCCCGUUUGAAGAUAUCUUGGGGGUGGGCCACGCUAAAGGGGUAGAACUGAUCAUCGUCCCUGGCGCCGGGGAAGCCAACUACGAUGCUCUUGAAAUCAACCCUUACGAGUCGGCUAAGCAGAGACAAGAACUGGAGGUGCGGGCGUUGCUUAAUAAGUUGCCGGCAGACCUGAUUGCCCUCGAUCCUACCACUAUCGGUACCGUCGACCCGCGUGCCGAGCACGUGUCGAUGCCGGCAGUGACGGAACCGAUUUCCGACAAGGUCGAGUUACGCCCCGACGUCCCGGAAAAGAACUCUAAGUUCCGCAAACAGAUUCGUAAUAAGCGCAAGAACGUUAUCGACGAACGCAAAUUGUGGGCCGAACGCAAUAUGAAGCGGGAGAACGAGUUGAGACGGAAACGGGAGUUGGAGGCCCAGGGUACCCCCGAAGAAGAGGACGUGUUGGCGCUGGCGUUGCUGAGAUUCGAUUAG